This is a messenger RNA of Zonotrichia leucophrys gambelii, 5051 nucleotides long. RefSeq names its product guanine nucleotide-binding protein G(q) subunit alpha-like. The transcript is spliced from 5 exons. NCBI's taxonomy places the organism in Eukaryota, Metazoa, Chordata, Aves, Passeriformes, Passerellidae. Gene Ontology annotation, biological process: phospholipase C-activating dopamine receptor signaling pathway; adenylate cyclase-activating G protein-coupled receptor signaling pathway; action potential. The record is from RefSeq and is a predicted model, not a curated record. Gene Ontology annotation, cellular component: heterotrimeric G-protein complex. Bases 1 to 654 code for a protein of 217 amino acids. Gene Ontology annotation, molecular function: G-protein beta/gamma-subunit complex binding; guanyl nucleotide binding; GTPase activator activity.
AUGGAGGAUAUCCACUGGGCUUUCUGUAGCCCCAAGCUUAAUCAGUCUCGUUACCUUAACGACUUGGACCGCAUAGCAGAUUCAGCCUACCUGCCAACUCAGCAAGAUGUGCUUAGAGUUCGAGUCCCAACAACAGGGAUCAUUGAAUACCCAUUUGACUUACAAAGCGUCAUUUUCAGAAUGGUGGAUGUAGGAGGCCAACGAUCGGAAAGAAGAAAAUGGAUACAUUGCUUUGAAAAUGUCACAUCUAUCAUGUUUCUAGUAGCUCUUAGUGAAUAUGAUCAAGUGCUUGUGGAGUCUGACAAUGAGAAUCGAAUGGAAGAGAGCAAAGCACUCUUUAGGACAAUUAUCACAUAUCCAUGGUUCCAGAAUUCUUCGGUCAUUCUGUUCUUAAAUAAAAAAGAUCUUUUAGAGGAGAAAAUUAUGUACUCCCAUUUAGUUGAUUAUUUCCCGGAGUAUGAUGGACCACAACGGGAUGCACAAGCAGCACGAGAGUUCAUCUUGAAGAUGUUUGUAGACCUGAAUCCAGAUAGUGACAAAAUUAUCUACUCCCACUUCACUUGUGCUACAGACACAGAGAAUAUACGCUUUGUCUUUGCUGCUGUCAAGGACACAAUUCUACAAUUAAACCUGAAGGAAUACAACUUGGUCUAACUGUACCCAAAAGGCCCUCCAAAACCACCUUUGUGUGAUUGAAGAUGCACAAUAGGGACGGGAUUACCUGUGAAAACAAGUUGCAUAAUACUAAUUUAUUGCUGGCCUGCACUCUGUGAAUGUUCAGAGUUUUUUAGUUGAUAUUAUGAUUUUAUUUAAACUAUAUGGAGGAAAACCAAAAUAUGCUGAAGUACAGUCACAGUACAUUUUCUUAUUUUUUAGGCAAAAUCUUGUGACUCAGUUGUUUCUAAAUUCUCAGUCAUACACUCACAAAGGAUAACAGGUUUUUGCUAUUGCAGCAAAAUCAAGCUGGUUUCCUCUUUCCCUGACCCAUUGUCUCCCUCCUUCCUUUCCCGCUAUGUUUGAAAAUACAAUGGCCAUUUUACCACUUGCAUUCCUUGAUAACAUAUUUUCUGUUGAGUGACUUGGCCAAGAAAAUUACUAUCAUCAGAAGUGAUCAGUCAUUCAAAUUUUACAGAAUGUGCUUUCUCUGAAGGAUCAGAAGUAUUGAUAGCAUGAUAUUUUUUCAUUCUUAAAAUUAGUGUUCUCAUUCUGUCUUCACUUCUGAGACUAGAAUAUUGGGAAUUUGCAAAAUAGAAAUAGUUGUGUAUGGAUUUAGAAUUUAAACAUACUUUCACAGCUCAGAAAGAUGCAUAGAAGACAGCAAUAAAAUAAUUAAAGACAUAAACCUCAGAUGUUCAUAGAAUAUAAUCGAAUCUCUUUUUAAUUGCCAUGUGUCAUUAUUUUCUCUUUUCUUUAAUCACUAAUGACAAGUAGAAAUGUCAUGGACACUACAUUUUCCCCAGUGACUACAGCCGGAAACAGGGGUAGGGGUUUAUUUUUCAGUUGUGUGCAUUUUUUCUUAAGUUAGAGCUUUUUUAAAGUGUUUUUUUUGCUAUAUAAAAUCUUGCCAAAUAUGGCUUAUUAUGAGACCAAUACUUUUGAAACAUAAGAUAGUGAUUGAAAUGCCAAACUAAUGGAUUGGGAAUUGACCUGAUUGAGUCAACUGCCAAAUGAUAAACAUAGUUUUAACUCAUAUGUUCCUGUUUUUAUUGUGUUCCAUUUUCUAAUGCCAAAAACAACAGUGUGAGUGAACAUGCUACUAAGUAUACGUGUAUAGAAGACAGUUUAAUUCUCUCCUUAUGUCAGAGAUGGCAUGAGAUUGCAUACAGUGUUUUUUUUAAUAAUAUCAAGCACCUCGUUUAUUACUGAUGAAUGAUCACAUUCAGAAACCUUUCUUGAUAAGGUUGCCUCUUAACCUAUUCACAGACAUUUUAUAGGUUUCAUGCAAAAUAGUCUCUCUUGAUGUUCUUUAGAAAGAUUUCUUAAUGCAAAUCACUCUUGAAAUUUAAACAUGAAAAAUUUUAAUAACAAAAAUGUAGCACCCAUCAAUGAGAAGCUUGAGUUGAAAGGUGUUUUUUGACCGGGUGCAUGAUUGCUAGCAAGCUACAGAGAACUCUGAGGUCAGACAUUGCCAAAUAGCAAUAGGGUGCACUUAGCACAGAAGCUGCUUCCUCUCAACAGCAAAGGAGAGGUGGGAAAACAAUCUCUUAUUACUUGAGUAAUGAAGUUAAAAAUAAAUACUAAUGAGAUGUUUUUCAUCCUUAAUACUCCCUACUCUAAAACAACAUUAAUAAGAAUAGUUGCUAGGUUUUGUUCCCUCAUAAAACACCCUAUAAUUGGAAAUUGAUUGUAGGUAUAGUGCAAUUAUGAAUGCUAUAAUCAUUGUACAUGCAUAUAUGCCAACAUCCAUAUUGGCUUUAUAUUCAUUAAUUUUGGGCAAAUGGAUUGUGCUGUGUUGAUAUGUAUCUAUGUAAUUGUAUAAUAUGUCUUAUAGCUGAUUCACAUUUUAAAUAAUGUUAUUUUAUUUACUUUUUAAAGAGAAAAAUGUACAUUUUUUUCAGUUUAUUCCUGACUAGGUAUUUGUUGGUUUUAUUUAAAAAGCUUAUAAUAGUAAAGAACUGUAGUAGCGUUGUGCUAUAUAGAAUCAUUUGAACAUUCCUGAGUAAGAGUAAAUUGGAGACACACAGAGGACAGUCAAAAGCAAAACAAUGCUAAAAUCUUGUCAGGGCUUUAUACAGAUGUAGAAGCUGUUUUUGUUAGAAGAAUUUAUGCCAUUAUAUCUAGGAUUAGAAUAUAAGCUCUUAAAUAUCAAUUUGUAUUUGGCAGAUUCAACUUCAGUUAAUUUUACCUUUCUAAUAGCCUUUUUUAGAAAAGUGAAAUUAGAGACAUUUCAAACCAUUGAACAUAAGUACUAAUGGGCAUAUUCUAUUUCCCUAAAAAUAUAAUAAAACCAUCAGAUCAGUUAAACAUUAAUUCAGAAAUUACAGAAACCUUAGAGUUAACAACCACAAAGUUGCUAAUGUUAAAAAUUUUAAGCAGUUAAAAUUUGUUUAAUAAAGCUAAAGCACAUAGUUGAAGGCUAUAAAAAGUGACACUGACAUUCUAAAUGUAUCAUCUGAACAGCUGUUCUUAUUAUAUAUGUAAUUCUAACAUUAGCCAUGAUCUUACUUAUGAACAUAACAAAUCUUCUGGUUUAACUGUUGACUGGAGUGUCUGAUAAUAUCCUUUCUUUCAGCCUGUGAAUACAUUGGCCACCAUGGAUUUAGUGAUACAAAUAGAACUGUAGGGGAGAAAAAAGCAAAAACAUGCCAGUGUUGUCUAAUGAAGGUUUGGGUUUGUUUUAUUAUGGGAUAUCAGGGGAUUGUAUGGGGUUUUAAGUUUUAAUAUAAAAAGGAUUUGUAUAAAACAAACCAAAAAUUUACUCACACUUUAUAGACAUAUUGUGAUUGCAAAAUUCAAAUGUGUGUGCCACUGGGCUACUUCUGGUAUAUUUGAAUUGAGUUGAACCUGUGACAAUGUUUAGAUCAUUUAAACAUAUUCUGAAAAAAUAUAAUCAGCAUGUUAACACAAGCCUUACAUAACUCACCUAACACAGCAUUGCAGUGUGACAGUGUUUACAAAAGCAUUUAAUUUUUAAAUGACAGAUGUUCUCGUGCAAUAUAUUUCAUUGCUGUUGCUGUUUUAAUUAGUGAUUUCCACUAUGCAUUAUAGUGCUUGAGUCUAGAAGUAUGUGCUUCUAACAUGAAGCUGAAGGCAAAAAUAAGACAGGAACCCUUUUAAUUUUGCAAAAUUACAUUGUUUCAUUGAAUGUCAUUAAUGGGAGAGGAGAAAAGGAAAACAUUGGGAAACUAUUCUAGGUGUAAAAGAAAACUGUAAAUACGUUUUAAAAAAACCUUAAACUUGCUUUUUCACUAGUUAGCUGGCACUUUGUUUACAUAUAUAGGAUGACGAAGCUAUAAGGGCAGUUUACUUUUAUAAUUCAGACUUCUGAUUUUCAAGGUAGCCUGUAAUUUUGAAUCAUACUGCCACAUGAUUUUGAAGCACUUUUUAAAGUUUGAAAGUGGAGAAGAGGCUUUAUGCUGGUUAUCAGUCAGAACUGCCUGCAUGAUUUGCAAAAACUUUAAAGGUGAUAAAAGGGCUGCAUAUGAAGAUAUUGCUAGACUCUGAGCUUUUGUUCAUGAGAGGCAAGACUUUCAGAUUGCUCAACUUUAUGGUCCUUCCCUUGUUAUGCAUUUUUCACAAAAUAUUGAAAUAAUAGGAGAAAACAGAGACAUGUUAACCCAUAUGGAAAAGAAAAAUAAUGUCCAAAUAAUUUAUUAUAUGUGCUGCUAGUAUUGAAGGUCUGCAUGAUUAUCCUGCAUUACAUUAGCAAAAUAAUGAAGUGUGCACAGUAUAUUAACAAGGCCUACAAACUACCUACCUGUAGUUAAGAAAUCAAUAAAUUAAAUAUGUUUUGGAGGGUGUCGCAAGUAAGGAAAUUAAAAAGGCCUGUUGUUUAUAAUUAAUGGUUAUUUGAGGCCUUCACACUUUUGCAGAUAAAGUCCCUCUUUGGACAUAAACAACUAAGAUAGUAUGUCCCUGUCCAAUUUGCUAGUUUAGUAGUGAUCAUGAAAAACAAUGUGUUUUGGUUUGAAGAGAACGACUGAUAGUUCCUCUUUUUUGUUGUUGUUUUUGCUUUUAUUUACCAUUUUAUUUAUCAGUCAAAACAAACAUUUCCAUGUAAUCAGUAAUUCAUUGAGGGUCAUUGUUUAUCUAGUUACAGGGUUUUUAUUGUAACUUUCUCUCGAGCUUUUUUACAGUAGCUAUGUUGCAGGAAAAAAAAGAAUUGAAGAAUCAUUUGGGCAAAGCUGAUGUUGAAGGUAGUGUCAAAAAUGCAAGGGAAUUCAACCAAAUCAAUCUUACUCUUGGUAAUGACUGCUGUUUUUGUGAUGUUAGGGGGUUUUCUAUCAAAAGAUGGUCUAAGAUGAAGUCUUGCUGGAUUUCUUAUUUAUCAUGCUGCAGAAAAUCCUUUUUUUUUUUUUUUUUGCCAAUAUAUUGGAAGGGUAGUCAGAUAC